Messenger RNA from Strongyloides ratti, 1639 nucleotides. RefSeq names its product GPI ethanolamine phosphate transferase 2. Gene Ontology annotation, molecular function: mannose-ethanolamine phosphotransferase activity. The annotation marks the transcript as partial. Gene Ontology annotation, biological process: GPI anchor biosynthetic process. The record is from RefSeq and is a predicted model, not a curated record. Gene Ontology annotation, cellular component: endoplasmic reticulum membrane. NCBI's taxonomy places the organism in Eukaryota, Metazoa, Nematoda, Chromadorea, Rhabditida, Strongyloididae. The transcript has 3 exons.
AUGAAAAAGAAAGAAAAAUUUUUGUUUGUUGGAUGUUUUUGUUUAUCAAUAAUUUUUUUUACCUAUGGAUUUUUCAACAUAAAAAUUAAACUAGGAAAUAAUUAUAUUUUCAAUGAUAAAAGUCAUCUUGUUUUAAAGUUAAAACACAAUGAAACCAUUAAUUAUUUAAAAAAAAAAUGUAAUAAAUAUAAUGAUUUAUUUGAGUAUAAAAAUAAAACAAAAGUUGUAUUUAUUCUUGUUGAUGGAUUAGCAUUUCGUUUUCUCUCCAAUACCACAUCAUCCAUUAAAAUGAAAAAAGUUAUGAAAUUAGUGUCUUCGGGUACAUUUUCAUUAUACAAAAACUUUUGUUCUUAUCCUACUUUUACAUUAUCUGGAAUGAAAAGAUUAUUUACCGGAAGAGAUGCAUCAUUUAUGGAUUCUAUUUUUAACCUUGGUUCAUCAAUAAUCUCCGGAGAUACUUUAUUUAAUAAAUUGAAAGAAAAUGGGAAAAAAAUGUUAUGCUUAGGGGAUUAUUUAAUUUUCUCUUGGUUUCCAAAUAUUUUUACAAAAGAUUCUGUCAAAACAAUUACAACAACAGACCUUCAGCAUUUUAACGACGUUGACUUAAUAACUGGUAACCAUAUUAAUUAUGUAAUGAAGGAUAAAUAUUUUAAUUGGGAUUUUUUAUUAAUAUAUUUUCUCGGACUAGACCAGGCUGGGCAUUUCCUAAAUAAUGAUAAAGGUAAAAUGAUAGAGAAGAAAAUUAAUGAAUUAGAUGAAUAUAUUUUUAAAAUAUAUAAUGAAAUGUCAUCUAAAAAUGAUAGUUAUGUAAUUGUAAUUAGUGGUGAUCAUGGUAUGAAUGCUUUUGGAAGUCAUGGUGGUUCUGAAAAAGAUGAAAUUGAAUCUGGAUUUUUAAUUUCAAUAAAAGAUAAAAUAUUUAAUAAUAGUAAAAAUAUAAAUGAAAUUUAUCAAUUAGAUAUUACUCCAACAAUUUUAAAUUUAUAUGGUAUUGAAACAACUAAUGAUAGUAUUGGUAUUGCAUAUGAUUUUACAUCAGAUUUGUAUGAAAAAAUGUAUUUAGUUAUAGUUAAUUUAAAGCAUUUUAUUUUGAAUUUUAAAUUAGAUAAAAAAAUCCUUCAUAAAGCUGAAGAAUGUAUAAAUUUAAUGUUUAAUGAAAUUAUAACUAAAUGUGAGAAAGAAAAUAAAAUAAACAUUAAAAAUAUAAUAGAAUGUGAAGAAAUUAUAAAAACUUUACGAAAGCCAUUUCUUCUGAAUACACCAACACCAAAUUAUGUUCUGGUUUAUUUUGCUUUUACACUAGCAUUAAUUGGAGUAUCUUGUUAUAUCUUUAGUGAAAUUGAAAAUCUUAAAAGAUUAAAUAUUAUUCUUUUUAUCAUUAUAUCAUUAUUUUUUAUGGGCUCUAGUUUUAUUGAUGAAGCUAGUGAUGUAUGGUUUUUUUUGCUUCAAACAUUUCUUGUUUUAAAAAUGAUUCAAUUUAAGGAUAGUAUUAGAAUGUUUAAAACUUUAAAAAUUAUGUUUUUAUGUAGUAUAAUGCAUAAUUUAAUGCAACAUGUACGUAGAAGAUAUUUGAUUCCACAAAAUAAUUCAAAUCUUGUUGGAAAGGGACGUUGGUUAGAACCUAUUAUGAGGGAUAUUAUUA